AUGGCGAUUAGUUUUGCUACUUCUUUUGCAGUUGCAGAGACAGGUCGUAGUUUCAAUUGUGAUUAUUCGUCUUCUGUGCACUGUUUUAGUGAUCAAGUUAGAUUUUUCGGGAGGAGUCGUAGUAGAAUUAAGCCAUUGGUAUAUUCGUAUUCAUCAAGCCCUAGAUGUGAGAUAUCGGUGGUAGAAAAGGAAUCGAAUGUUUCAGGUUUGGAGGUUCUGAAAACAUCUGAUCGAUAUACAAAUAUGAGUAGCAACAUUAUGGUUAUAGGACUUAACAUUCAUACCGCACCAGUUGAAUUGCGGGAGAAAGUAUCUAUCCCUGAAUCAGAAUGGCCUCAAGCAAUUCGCGAAUUAUGUUCCUUAAAUCACAUCGAAGAAGCUGCUGUUUUGAGUACUUGUAACAGAAUUGAGAUAUAUGUUGUCGCGCUUCCAAAAAAUCGCGGAAUUAAAGAAGUGACUGAAUGGAUGUGUACGUAUAGUGGAGUUUCUGUUACAGAGUUACGUGAACACCAGUUUUUGCUGUAUAAUAAAGAUGCUACACAACACCUGUUUGAGGUAGCUGCUGGAUUAGAUUCACUAGUAUUGGGAGAAGGUCAAAUUCUUGCGCAGGUUAAGCAGGUUGUUAAGAAUGGACAGGGGGAAAGGGUGCCUGGAUUUGGUAGAAAAAUAAGCGAGUUGUUCAAGCACGCAAUCACAGCGGGUAAGAGGGUUAGAACUGAUACAAAUAUCUCCAGUGGAUCAGUAUCAGUUAGUUCAGCGGCGGUGGAGCUUGCUCUGCUGAAACAUAUUCCAGAUUCUUCUUCUACGUCCCCUCGAGUGUUGAUUGUUGGAGCUGGAAAAAUGGGAAAACUUGUGAUCAGACAUUUGAUUGCUAAAGGGUGUAAAGAGAUGGUUGUCGUAAACAGGACAGAAGACAGAGUUGCUGCUAUCCGUGAGGAAUUGAAUACAGAUAAUGCUGGUGUUAUAAUAGAGUACAAACCAUUCUCGGAAAUGUUAUCAUGUGCUGCACAGGCUGAUGUGAUAUUCACCUGCACUUCUUCGAAAGAUCCUUUAUUCAUAAAAGAGAGUGUUCAAGCUGCUCUCCGUUGUGUGAACUCCUCCCGGAGUAGGCUAUUUAUUGAUAUUUCUGUUCCUCGGAAUGUGGAGUCUAGUGUAUCAGAACUUGAAGGUGCAUGUGUUUACAAUGUGGACAAUCUUAAUGAGGUUGUGGAAGCUAAUAAGGAGGAUCGGUUACGGAAGAAAAAGGAAGCUGAGGUCAUAAUUGCUGAGGAAGUGAAAAAAUUUGAAGCACUUAAAGACUCUCUUGAGACUGUUCCAACUAUCAAAAAGCUGAGGGCGUGUGCUGAAAGAAUUAGGGCUGCUGAGGUUGAAAAGUGUUUGUCUAAGAUAGGUGAUGAUGAUCUCUCCGAAAACAACAAGAAGGCGAUCUAUGAUCUCAGUCUAGCGAUAAUAAACAAGAUGCUACAUGGACCAAUGCAGCAUUUGAAAUGUGAUGGAACUCAAAACCGGAAUUUGAGUGACAUACUUGAAAAUAUGCAUGCCCUUAACAGAAUAUUUGAUCUUGAUACAGAGAUGGAUGACAAGUUACAAGCCAAGCUACAAGAAAAUCAAAAGCAAUCUUCUUGA
Molecule: messenger RNA, 1626 nt
Organism: Solanum verrucosum
Lineage: Eukaryota; Viridiplantae; Streptophyta; Magnoliopsida; Solanales; Solanaceae
Product: glutamyl-tRNA reductase 2-like
Exons: 1
Coding region: 1-1626 (541 amino acids)
Biological process (GO): tetrapyrrole biosynthetic process
Molecular function (GO): glutamyl-tRNA reductase (NADP+) activity; NADP binding
Source: RefSeq, a predicted model, not a curated record